This is a messenger RNA of Amyelois transitella, 1057 nucleotides long. It is a transcript of the gene cycD, whose product is annotated as G1/S-specific cyclin-D2-like. Gene Ontology annotation, biological process: regulation of cyclin-dependent protein serine/threonine kinase activity; mitotic cell cycle phase transition; positive regulation of G1/S transition of mitotic cell cycle. The transcript has 4 exons. The record is from RefSeq and is a predicted model, not a curated record. Lineage: Eukaryota; Metazoa; Arthropoda; Insecta; Lepidoptera; Pyralidae. Bases 1 to 882 code for a protein of 293 amino acids. Gene Ontology annotation, molecular function: cyclin-dependent protein serine/threonine kinase regulator activity. Gene Ontology annotation, cellular component: cytoplasm; cyclin-dependent protein kinase holoenzyme complex; nucleus.
AUGGAUUUGUCCUGUGGCGAAAACUUGGAGAAUUCUAGCAGCAGCAGAAGGGCAGUCGACAUGUGUGUAGCAGGUCCAGACAGAGUUUUGGAUCGGGACCCUCGUGUUCUACUCAACCUGAUGGACUUGGAGAGGCUGCAUGCUCUGCACACUGACUACUUCCAAAAUGUGCAAAUUGACAUACAGCCUUUUAUGCGAAAAGUGGUCACAACGUGGAUGUUGGAGGUUUGCGAGGAACAGCAGUGCGAAGAGCAGGUGUUUCCCCUGGCCGUGAGCUACAUGGACCGGUUUCUGGCCCAGCGUGCAAUUUCCCGACAACAGCUGCAACUGCUUGCAGUCACCGCGUUGCUUCUCGCCUCCAAGUUUCGUCAAUGUCACCCACUACCGGUGGACCUACUCUGCGCCUACACAGACAACUCCGUGUACCCACAUGAAGUCAGGCAAUGGGAAGUUAUGCUUUUGCAACGGUUGAACUGGCAACUGUCGAUAGCUACCGCCUUCGACUUUGUGGAGCCGUUCUUGGCGCGAGUGCCGUGGGGCCGAGGAAAUCCUCUGGUCCGCACUCAUGCACUUACUCUCACCUCCGUAUGUUAUACUGAAACCGAAUUCCUUUUGGUACCACCGUCUCUCGUUGCCGUCGCGUGCAUUACCGCGGCAGCGCGUGGUCUCCGUGUGAGAAUGUCGAUCAGCGACCUGUGUGCGUUGACCAGAGCCCCAGCUGCUGCCGCCGAGCUUGUCGCCAGACACGUGGAAAGAGUGCUAGCCCGCGAGACACAGCCACAGGAGGCCACAAGAGCCAGGCACGCGCAACCUCACAAACAGGCCGCCGACCAGACACAACUGCCCGACACACCCACAGAUGUCCAAGACGUACGAUUCUGAUAUCCGUAUUAGUUACUAAUGGUGACCAAACCUAACUUCUUUUUCUCACCUUAUAUUGAAAGACUCUUAUCAAAUAAAGCCUUUAGAGACGUAUUGAUCGAAAUGUUAUGAAUUCACACGAAUUUUAUUGUUAAAAUUGAUUUUUUGUCGCACACCUGGGCGGAUAAGAGACUCG